Owenia fusiformis is the source of this 2906-nucleotide messenger RNA. Lineage: Eukaryota; Metazoa; Annelida; Polychaeta; Sabellida; Oweniidae. The record is from the annotation of a GenBank genome assembly.
AAUAUGUCAGCCCCCAUAACCAUGUGAACAAUCCUGCAUUUUUCAUUUUUUGGCAACUAUCUCAGCACCGUUGUGUGUUAUAUGACUAUAUUGGAUAUUCAUUGAAAGGAUGGGAAAAUCAAAGAAAAAUCGUCAAAAAGACUUCCAGAAGGUUAAGCUGAAAGUUGGUAAAAGGCUACCAAAAGGUCAAAAUGUGACGAAUACCAGCUUUAAAUCUCACUCAGUCCAAAUUAGGGAGCAGCUGAAGACCAGCACAGAUUUGCCCAGCACUAAACGAAAGUUGAAUAUAAAUGACUUACUAGGCCAGCUUCACCAUUACAAUAUAUCUGUACGACAUGAUGCUUUGGUAGGACUAAGAGAACUAACAACAGAACACCCUGCUAUUCUCAACACUCACUUACCCGAUAUAUUAGAGAAAACAUCAACACUGUUUGUAGACAAAGACAAUGUAGUUCGCCAGGCCAUCAUGAAAUUGCUGAAGAACAUUUUUCCAAAUGUUUCAACCACUCAGAUUCAGCCGUUUUUCCCAAUUCUGGUGGCUCACUUAUGUUGCGCAAUGACGCAUAUAUUUGACGAUGUUAGAGCAGACUCCCUGGCGAUUCUAGAUAUUACUUUGGAUAACUUUCCUGAAUUAGUCACGAAAAAUUCCGGUCAACUUUUACAGAAUUUCUUGGAUUUGAUAUCCAAAUCGUCCAACACAAGCAGUAGUUCCUCACAGACAAGAACUCUCUCUGUCAACCCUAAUAGCAAACUCUCAAGCCAGAAAUGGAGAAUAAAAGUUUUAGAACGUCUUCAUAAUUUCCUCAGUGCUGUUGUGCGGAACGCCUCUGAUGGCAAAGUAGAGAUAUCAACAAGUGGCGCAACAUUGACUGUCAAUCAGGACUCUGAUUGUCCUUAUAUACAACUGAUUGGUUACGAUCAUGUCAGCCAUUUACAUGAAGGAUUCAAAUUAAGGAGCCAGGAGAGUACGGAGGCUUCAGCUGCCACUGAACACCUGAGUAUGUUUAUAGAGAAUCUAUUACCACUGUUGACAUCAAGUUGGAUGGAGGUCAAGCCUGAUGACACUACUCAAGGUGCUGCCCUCUCAGAAGAGGCUGCAACUUUGAUGCUGAGAAUUCUGGGUGUUUUGCACCUCCUGUGCCAGUUGGUGACAUCAUCAUCCCAAGAUCAGGUAUCAUUAUCCUGGUUGUGUGGGUUAUACAUGGCUGACUUCAACCAAUACUUCAUGGCUGGGUUUCCCUACAGCAUUCACACAUCAGUCAGGAAGGGAAAGCAACAGAAACAAGAGGUGACAUCCACACAACUGAACCUUGCUUUAUGUUAUGUAAUGGCUCAGUUCCUCAGUGUUCAGAAUGGCAAAUCACUGCAAAGUACUGCAGCACUUUCACACACAAGUGCAGCUAGAAAACUGAAGAGAGCAGCAAGGAAACAGAAAAGUGCAGUAACACAACUUGAUUGUGCAGCUCAGUUGAAGAAUGUGAAUACUUUCUUAGUAGAACUGGUUUCACAUGAGAAGCUGUCCACUCCCAAUCUUGAGGAUGUGUUGUCCAUUGUUCAUGUACUCAUCAAAGAAGAAAAUAACAUAGAAAGUGCAGUGAACAUAUUAGAUACGUUGUUUGAUCUGUUCACUAGAUGUCACCACCUGUCUGGAGACAGAGUUCUGUUGCUGGACAUCCUAGAUACGAUUCUACUUAUGGAUAACCAUGAUUUGUUAGGUUCUGAUGCUGUUUGUCAAUGGAUCAAGAUCUUGCCAUCUUGGUUGGUUGCCAUUAGCAACACCAAUGAGGAGACUGUUUGCAAAAUCGUGAGAAUGUUGCAAACUGCAGCGAGUAUUCAACAUUUUGCCUUUGUCUCAGGCAUAGAGGAGGCCCUGCUGGAUAUACUAGAUGCAGAGCGAGGGGUGUUCAACAAAUUUUCACCCAGUGUGCAAAUCAGCAUCUUAGAAUUGUUUUACCGUGUACCCAGAUUCUCCCGUAUGUGCUAUGGUGCAAUUCUCACAAUGUGUCAUGCUAAAGAGCAUAAUCUAUCUCUUCCUGUUGUACAACACUUGCUCAAUAUUCUGGCUAGGAGGUGUGAACGCCUUGUGUCUAGUGACUCAGUUAGCAGAAUAGAGCAGCUUGAGGAAACAGGGGCCUUUGUCAGCUUCAUACUGUCUCUUAUGUUGGCUGCACCGCAUGAAGAGCUUGGUCAGGACAGAGGGACUAUAGAAACGGGGUACAAAUUCACCUCAGACUCAGCACUAGAUUAUACCAGAUACUUGUCAUUGUCUAAGAUGUCAGUAAGCACCUUGCAAGAGUUGAGUCAGGUAAUCGCAGGGAACACAUUGGCAGUGACCCUGAAGCCACUCAUGGCCCAUACUUCAUUACCAUUACAAACAGCAAUGUCACUCAUCUACUAUAGCACCAUCUAUAGAUCAACAUUUGACUCUUCCACUACUCACCAGAUGGCAACACUGUGCAGUUCACUACUUCGCCACCUUUUAUCAAUUGAGGAAACUAACGUAGAAAAGUGUAAUAUUUGGAGAGAUCUAUACCAGGAUGUGUUGACAAUGAUCUCAACAUGUGAUGCAAUAGCAGUUCAAGUGUUGACAUCAUUGAUUAAUAUUGUUAAAGAGAAUAUAUCAUCAGAUAGGGAUGAGAUGAGGACAUUCUGCUUGGUGUUGAAGACAUUCCUAAGACAUUCAGCCAUGUCUCCCCACAUACAGCCAGUAGUACAUCAGCUUCAGAGUUUGGUUGAAUACGUACACAACCACACUAGUGAUUCAAACACACUUCAGGACUCAUGGUGGACAGAUUUGAAAUAUGAUAUUUCCAUAUUGAAGUGAAAAAUGAAUAGACAUGUGCUAGAAGAGGCCUUACUUUUAUAGAAGAGGCCUUACUUUUAUUUUAUAGUAAUAAAUUUUGCGG